AUGUCUGAUUUAGAAGCAUAUGAUGCUCUUGAUCCAAAUGGGAACAUCACAAUUAAAUGGGAUGUCAUCAAUUGGACGCCUGAUGGCUACGUGGCAGUUGUAACGAUAUUCAACUUCCAACAAUACCGUCACAUCCAAGCUCCCGGGUGGAGCCUCGGGUGGACCUGGGCUAAAAAGGAGGUGAUUUGGAGCAUGAUGGGCGGCCAAACAACCGAGCAAGGAGAUUGUUCGAGGUACAAAGGGAACAUCCCACAUUGCUGCAAGAAGGACCCCACGGUGGUUGAUCUCUUGCCCGGGACACCUUACAACCAGCAGAUUGCAAAUUGCUGCAAGGGGGGUGUCAUAAACUCUUGGGCUCAGGACCCAGCUAACGCUGCUAGCUCCUUCCAGGUCAGCGUGGGGGCUGCGGGGACCACGAACAAGACGGUUAGGGUACCCAAGAACUUCACGCUCAAGGCACCGGGGCCCGGCUACACGUGUGGGCCUGCAAAGAUUGUGAAGCCCACCAAGUUCGUCACGCAGGAUGGGAGGAGGGUGACCCAGGCGAUGAUGACAUGGAAUGUUACGUGCACAUAUUCACAGUUCCUAGCUCAAAAAACUCCCACGUGUUGCGUAUCAUUGUCAUCCUUUUACAAUGACACUAUUGUCCCUUGCCCGACUUGUACAUGUGGAUGCCAAAAUAACCUUACGCAGCCUGGGAGCUGUGUGAAUCCUGAUUCUCCUUACCUUGCUUCGGUUGUUUCCGAACGAGGGAAGAGCAAUAGUCUGGCGCCACUUGUUCAGUGCACCAGCCACAUGUGUCCCAUUCGGGUACACUGGCACGUGAAGGUGAACUACAAGGAGUACUGGCGUGUUAAGGUCUCAAUCACAAACUUCAAUUACAGGAUGAAUUAUACUCAGUGGAAUUUGGUCGUCCAGCAUCCCAACUUUGAUAAUUUGACCGAGAUUUUCAGCUUCAACUACAAACCGCUAAAUCCGUACCAAAAUAUAAAUGAUACCGCAAUGCUAUGGGGUGUCAAAUUUUACAACGACUUGCUCAUGCAAGCGGGGCCCUUAGGAAACGUGCAGUCGGAGCUUCUUUUCCGAAAGGACAAAAAUACCUUCACAUUCGAGAAGGGUUGGGGCUUCCCGAGAAGAAUUUAUUUCAAUGGCGAUAAUUGUGUGAUGCCGCCUCCCGACGCAUAUCCAUAUCUGCCAAAUGCUGCUACUCUGCGCCAAAAUGUCUCGUUUUUAUUGCUACUCGUUUCUCUCUUCUCGUCUCUCGCUAUCCAUUUCGCGUGCUUUUGA
This is a messenger RNA of Striga hermonthica, 1287 nucleotides long. NCBI's taxonomy places the organism in Eukaryota, Viridiplantae, Streptophyta, Magnoliopsida, Lamiales, Orobanchaceae. The record is from the annotation of a GenBank genome assembly.